Molecule: messenger RNA, 1498 nt
Organism: Echinops telfairi (small Madagascar hedgehog)
Lineage: Eukaryota; Metazoa; Chordata; Mammalia; Afrosoricida; Tenrecidae
Gene: REM1
Product: RRAD and GEM like GTPase 1
Exons: 4
Coding region: 175-1071 (298 amino acids)
Biological process (GO): negative regulation of high voltage-gated calcium channel activity
Cellular component (GO): plasma membrane
Molecular function (GO): calcium channel regulator activity; GTP binding; GTPase activity
Source: RefSeq, a predicted model, not a curated record
CCACCCAUCCCCAGGGAGCUGAAGGGCCCCUCAGCCCAUUUGGGCACUACAAGGAGGGGCAGGAGGGCGCUGGAGGAAGCCAGCCCAGAGUCGCCCCAGGAGAAGGGCUCAGGCGCUCUGCCCUUCUCCUCGCUCUCAGGAAAGGCGGGAAGAAAGGAACGAAGAACCCCCAGGAUGACACUAAACACCCAGCAGGAGGCCAAGACGCCCCUGCGCCGCCGAGCCAGCACGCCACUGCAUCUGUCCCCGCGGGCCCACCAGCCUGGCCUCCUGUGGCCCGAGCCCUCUGCGAAAUCCCAGCAUGCACCGCUGGGACAGUCCGUCUCCCUCAACCCCCCUGCUCGGACCCCUUCGCCGGGGCCCAGCAGUUGGUCCUCGGAAUCCAGCGACUCAGACGCUUCCUGGGAGGCCUUCUACCGCGUGGUGCUGCUCGGCGACCCUGGGGUCGGGAAGACCAGCCUGGCCAGCCUCUUUGCCGAGAAGCAAGAUCGGGACCUGCAGGAACAGCUGGGAGAAAACGUCUACGAGAGGACCCUCACAGUGGAUGGGGAGGACACCACGCUGGUGGUUGUGGACACCUGGGAGGCUGAAAACCUGGGUGACAGCUGGAGCCACGAGUUGUGCCUGCAGGUGGGCAGCGCCUAUGUCAUCGUGUACUCCAUCGCCGACCGGGGCAGCUUCGAGAGCGCCUCCGAGCUCCGCAUUCAGCUGCGGCGCACGCACCAGGCAGACCACGUGCCCAUCAUCCUUGUGGGCAACAAAGCAGAUCUGGCGCGCUGUCGGGAAGUCUCUGUGGAAGAGGGCCGCGCCUGCGCCGUGGUGUUCGACUGCAAGUUCAUCGAGACGUCAGCCGCGCUGCAGCACAACGUGGCCGAGCUCUUCGAGGGCGUGGUGCGGCAACUGCGCCUGCGCCGCCGCGGCAGCUCCACUCCCGAGCCCGCCGCGCCCCGACGGCGGGCCAGUCUCGGCCAGCGCGCCCGCCGCUUCCUGGCCCGGCUGACCGCCCGCGGCGCCCGGCGCCGGGCACUCAAGGCCCGCUCCAAGUCCUGCCACAACCUGGCCGUGCUCUGAGCCCGACCGAGACACGGGGCGCAUCCUGGGCUCCGUAGAGGCCUUCAGGACCCAAAAGCGUGGUGGCACGGAGACUCCUCGUGGGCCUGCGCCGUUCUUGCAACCUCAGGGACGACCCCUGAAUGGAGAGCGAUUGGACAGAGGAGGGCACCGAAGCCCCAGGUGGAGCACAGAGUAGGGGGUUUCGUUUUGGUUCGUCUUAACGUGGUGGGUAGCUUUUGUAGAAAUCUUGCUUCUCCGUGGAUUCUUUCUCACCUUCAGAAACCUCCACCAUAAAUCAGAACCCAAGGACAGCCCUGACUGACUGCCCAAGGAACUCCUAGGGCAUCUCCACCCCCUGACCUCUCACCCCCCUUUUCACUGGCUGCAGGCAGGUUUGGCCAGCGCUCUGAAUGUCAGGUUCAGUCAAUAAAGUAAUUAGACCCAU